This is a messenger RNA of Salvia miltiorrhiza (redroot sage), 2103 nucleotides long. Its product is annotated as zinc finger protein CONSTANS-LIKE 14-like. Lineage: Eukaryota; Viridiplantae; Streptophyta; Magnoliopsida; Lamiales; Lamiaceae. The record is from RefSeq and is a predicted model, not a curated record. Bases 545 to 1837 code for a protein of 430 amino acids. The transcript is spliced from 4 exons. Gene Ontology annotation, molecular function: zinc ion binding; protein binding.
AUUAUGCGUUAGGGGUUGUGAAAACUUUUUUACAUGUCUUUAAAGUUUUUUUUAAUUUUUGUCAAAACAGUAAUAAUCUUUUGUAUUAUAUUACUACUACUUAAUUUAGUGUUGUGUUUUAUGAUGAUUUAUUUGGAAAUUAAAAUGUUCCCGUGUAAAUGUUAGCAUCCCGCAUCGCACCAUACAUACGCCAAGUAUAUAAAAUUUGAAGUAAAUAAAUAAUCUUCAAUCUAGCUGAGAAGUUUUAUUAGGAGUAUGUUAUUACUACUAUCAAUCAAGUCCACAGUGUUGAGUGAAUAAUUAAUUAUAUAUAAAUAACUAGAGCUUCUUCAUCAUCCUCCUCUAGCUGCAAAUCUCUGCCCACCAACACUCUCCCCAAGCAAAUCAACGUUUUAAAUCUACCAAUUUCAUGAAAUACAAUUCAUAUGUCCCUUCAUUUUGUUUCCUUGUUUGGAAGGUUUGGUAGAAAUCUAAUACUCCAAAAUCCACUAUCUGGUGCUCUUUAAUCCAUCAAUCAGAUAUUGUAAUUCGUGUGAUUUCUGCGAUGGUUUCGUGUGAUUUCUGUGGCGAGCGGCAGGCGAUACUCUACUGCCGCGCGGACAGCGCCAAGCUCUGCCUCUCAUGUGACCAGCACGUGCACUGCGCCAACGCCCUCUCAAAGAAGCAUCUCCGCUCCCAGAUCUGCGACAACUGCGCCGCCGAGCCGGCGUCCUUCCGCUGCUCCACCGACGGCCUCGUGCUCUGCCAGGAUUGCGAUUGGGACGCGCACGGCAGCCGCCUCGUGGCCGCCGCCCACGAUCGCUGCCCUAUCGACAGUUUCUCGGGCUGUCCGUCGGCGUUCGAGCUCGCGGCGGCCUGGGGUUUGGAGAUUGAGGAGAAGAAGCCAGCGUCUUGCGAGUGGGGAGGGUUGCUGGAGGAGCUCAUGGUGCCGAAUGCGAGUUCGAUGAUUUAUUCCGACUGCGGGGGCGAAUUGGUGAAGAAGAAGAAGAAUCCGAGCUGCGGGAAGCAGAAGCAGGUGAUUUUGAAGCAGCUAAUCGAAUUGAUAGCGGAUGGCGGCGGCGGAGAUGGGGAGGAUGUAGGACCGGGGACACCGAGCGGCGGUGCGUGGCGACAGGAGAGUUUUUGCGGACAGUAUGAGGAGCAACCUCAAGAGCAGCAGCAGGAAUUGCCGCAGGGCGGAGGGUUUACGUCGUUGCUAAUGUUGCAGACGCCGGCCAAUCAGAAGGAGGAACGCAACAUGUUGUGGAACACCACUGCAUGUGAUCACAGCGCGCAGAUAUGGGACUUCAACCUGGGACAAUUGAGGGGCCAUGAGGAGUCUAGCCCUGUUGAACUAGAAUUUGGAGGAAGUGACGUGUACACUAUGAAAAGGUAUGGGGAACUACUGAAAGAAGCAUCCUUGGCCAAGAGAAGAGGGGUGGAUGUCUCUGGAGUGAACUGUUCUAUCACCCAGGAAGAUAUAAUCCCCUUUAAUAGUGCCACCAAUAACCAGACGCCUAGUCAGGGGCCUGCUACAUCAGAGAGCAAUAAUGCACCUGUAGCAAGGCCAUCAUCAUGUUCAGGUUUAACCAAACCUGAAUCCUUAGGUGGUUCAAAAGAUAUGCAGUUCACGAGUCAGUCUAUUCUAAUGACGAGUGAAAGUGUGGCAGCUAUGUCAAAGAGUGACAUGGAGCUUCUGGCAAAGAAUAGAGGCAAUGCUAUGCAACGAUACAAGGAGAAGAAGAAAACAAGAAGAUAUGACAAGCACAUACGAUAUGAAUCAAGAAAAGCACGAGCGGAUACCAGGAAGCGAGUGAAGGGCCGAUUUGUGAAAGCUCAUGAAGCUCCAGCGGGAUGAGUAGAGUUCAUAGUUGAUGACAUCUAAUUUUGUCUGUAUGUAAAUAAUUGUUGCUUCAGAUUAUAUGUAUAAUUAUCUAACCAUCACGCCCCUCUUCGAAACAAGUCGUGUGAUUUUAGCUGAUUUCGUUUUGUCCUGGUAAACUUUAUUGUGCCAAAUUAGGGCGAUAAUAGAGUUAGUGUCGGUCUCAGUGAUGGGCAUGGAUAUGAAUAUGAAUAUGAUGAUUCUUGUUUUUGGAACUAACUUAGUUCCAGUUGCACCCCAUA